CGUUGUUCCGCUUUGUCAACCCAUGGAUGAAGUCGGCAUCGAUCGCAAGAUCGUGAUCGUCGGGUGCACAGACACCGGCAAAACGUCGUUGACAAUCCGGUACUGCCGCAACAACUUCAACAUAUUGACGGCGGCUACGAUUGGGGCGUCGUUUAUGCAGAAGCACAUCGCGCUGGACAAGUACAAGAUGACCCUACAGAUAUGGGACACCGCCGGCCAGGAGCGCUUUCGCUCGAUGACUCCCAUGUACUACCGCAAUGCCAAGGCGGCAAUUCUCGUCUUUGACGUCACAAAGGAAGAUACGUUUGAAAAGGCCAAGGGGUGGUUGAGCGACCUGAGGAAGUAUGUCACAGACGAUAUCGUGCUGGCCGUGGUCGGGAACAAGUGUGACCUGCCCACGGCCUUCAAUUUUGCCCUCGCCGAAGCAUUUGCGCGCGAAAUCGGCGCCACGGCCCAUCAAACGAGCGCGCAGACCGGCCAGGGCGUGACUGGGCUGUUCGACGCGGUUUCCCGGUCUCUGUUGAAGAAACAUCUGGAGUAUGAACGUAUGAAUGCGAUGUCGCCGCUGCCAAACCGGCGGCCAACGUUGGCACCAGACCCCCUCCUUCGACUCGAUCUAGCGACUAAACCGCCAAGGAAGGCUAAUGGAGGGUGCUGCAAGUGAUUCCCACUAGCAGGACCGUUUGUUGUCGGCAUUAUAUACUAACGAACCAGUUAGCCGCAAGUAACUUUACGUACUCCAGUAGGUUGUAGCAAUACAGGAGUCGUGUUGUCAAGAGGUUCCUUUGAAUAGUCACUCUCUUA
Aphanomyces astaci is the source of this 804-nucleotide messenger RNA. RefSeq lists its product as hypothetical. Lineage: Eukaryota; Oomycota; Saprolegniomycetes; Saprolegniales; Verrucalvaceae. The coding region runs from base 23 to 664 and encodes 213 amino acids. Gene Ontology annotation, molecular function: GTPase activity; GTP binding. The record is from RefSeq and is a predicted model, not a curated record. The transcript has 2 exons.